Molecule: messenger RNA, 2346 nt
Organism: Mesocricetus auratus (golden hamster)
Lineage: Eukaryota; Metazoa; Chordata; Mammalia; Rodentia; Cricetidae
Gene: Ghitm
Product: growth hormone inducible transmembrane protein
Exons: 9
Coding region: 160-1197 (345 amino acids)
Cellular component (GO): mitochondrial inner membrane
Source: RefSeq, a predicted model, not a curated record
UGUGGCGUGACGCAGUGAGUCGCGCAGCCGCGGCGGAAGCGGGCAGACGGAGGUCGGGAGCUCUCGGUUUGGCCAGCCCGGAGGGAGGGGAGCCUCGUGGUAGCGGUGACCGGAGCUGAGCGUUUCAGAUCUGCUUAGUGAACCGGUGUAUCACCCACCAUGCUGGCUGCAAGGCUCGUGUGUCUCCGGACACUGCCUUCCAGGGUUUUCCAGCCCACUUUCACCAAGGCCUCCCCACUUGUGAAGAAUUCCAUCACGAAGAAUCAAUGGCUCUCAACACCCAGCAGGGAAUAUGCUACCAAGACAAGAGUUAGGAUUCACCGUGGGAAAACUGGCCAAGGACUGAAAGAGGCAGCUUUUGAACCAUCAUUGGAAAAAAUCUUUAAAAUUGAUCAGAUGGGAAGGUGGUUUGUUGCUGGAGGAGCAGCUGUUGGUCUUGGAGCGCUGUGCUACUAUGGCUUGGGAAUGUCUAAUGAGAUUGGAGCUAUCGAAAAGGCUGUAAUUUGGCCUCAGUAUGUGAAGGAUAGAAUUCAUUCUACUUACAUGUACUUAUCAGGGAGUAUUGGUUUGACAGCUUUGUCUGCCUGGGCAGUAGCCAGAACACCUGCUCUAAUGAACUUCAUGAUGAGAGGCUCUUGGGUGACAAUUGGUGCAACCUUUGCAGCCAUGAUUGGAGCUGGAAUGCUGGUACAAUCAAUACCCUAUGAUCAGAGCCCAGGCCCUAAGCAUCUGGCUUGGAUGCUUCAUUCUGGUGUGAUGGGUGCAGUGGUGGCUCCCCUGACGAUCUUAGGGGGGCCUCUUCUCCUGAGAGCUGCAUGGUACACCGCUGGCAUCGUAGGAGGCCUCUCUACUGUGGCCAUGUGCGCACCCAGUGAGAAGUUUCUGAACAUGGGAGCGCCCCUGGGAGUGGGCCUGGGUCUUGUCCUUGUGUCUUCAGUAGGGUCUAUGUUUCUUCCCCCUACCACAGUGGCUGGUGCCACUCUGUACUCAGUGGCAGUAUAUGGUGGAUUAGUUCUUUUCAGUAUGUUCCUUCUGUAUGAUACUCAGAAAGUAAUCAAACGUGCAGAAAUAACACCAAUGUAUGGCGUUCAAAAGUAUGAUCCCAUCAAUGCGAUGUUGGGAAUCUACAUGGAUACAUUAAAUAUAUUUAUGCGAGUUGCGACUAUGCUAGCAACUGGAAGCAACAGAAAGAAGUGAAGUGGCGGCUUGUGAUGUCUCUGCUUACUGAUGCUCGCUUGCUUUUAGGAGCAGACAGUCAUUACAAUGUGCACUAGCAAAACUCCUUUGAGGUUUAGGAAGAUAACCUGUCACCAUGUUUAAAUGUUCAGUAAUGUGACCCUUCAGGCUUGCCUUUUCUUUUAGAGAAUAAAUUCAGUAGAUGUCUUCCAAAUAAGCACAUACAUUUUCAACUGUCAUGUUUGAGUAAUUUAAAAAUACUUUGGUGAAUGUGAACUAAAAAUUGUUACAAGAUUUCAAGUAUUUUUUUUAAUUUAUAGGGUAAGUAAAAUAUAGCAAAUUUGUGUGUACAUAUUUUGUGUAACUUGCAGAAUAUCUAAGGUCGUGAGUGACAUGGAGGUUUUGGUAUAGAAUCAGGGAGAAGUAAAAAGUCACUUGCAGUCAUGUUUUGAAAGCUUAGGACAGCAUCGAUUGUUGUGAGCCAAUGAGAGACGACUGAGAUGUGGAAACACCACUGUUGCUGGUCUGACACAGGUGUUUCUCCCUGUGCUUAUCAGUGGCCUCCUGGUUGCUCAUUGUUGGGAUAUCCUGCAUUGUUAGUGUUAACCCUAUAGAGACCCUGGUGGAAUUAUGUAUAUGUGAAUUUUACUGUGAAGUCUUCUAAGACAAAGGCCCUUAAAACUGUGCUCACUAUAAUGUACUUCAAAGCACGAGAUUUGCUUUCAAAUAUACAGUGUAUUUGUAGUUGCGGAGGUGUGUUGGGCAUUUUCUCAGUGUCUAAUUGAAAGCAUGCUUGCUUUUCUCAUCACAACUUUGACAGCUGUCAGAAAAACCUCCUUGUGGCUUAUGCUAAGAUUAGGAGCCUUUUUUCUAUGUUCCUCUCAGGUUAAGCAUGAACAAGCAAAGCAGACUUAGUUGAUUUGGGGGAAUAUUUGACUGAAAAACAACAGAGAGGUGCUUCGUUACUCUCCCUUAGCACGUUCUCUCUGUGUACUUACAUUUGUAAGGUUUUGAUACAGAUCACUUUGGGGGGGGGCACACCAGUGAAGUCUGAAUAUAUACACAGUUGCUAUUUUUGAGAAAUAUUUAUUACAGUAAUCCAGAAAUAACUAGUUUAAUCAUUUUAAAGUACACAGAAUGCUUAUUUCUAAAAUAAAAAUUCUAGCCAGA